Messenger RNA from Lachancea meyersii CBS 8951, 2880 nucleotides. The record is from the annotation of a GenBank genome assembly. Lineage: Eukaryota; Fungi; Ascomycota; Saccharomycetes; Saccharomycetales; Saccharomycetaceae.
AUGGAUUCCGCUAGUGGCCCGAUCGACCUGCGAUAUUCAUUUCAAGGGGCAGAUGAUCAGUCUACAUCAGCUCUCAUCAAUGAUCACCUGGGACAUUCGACAAGCUCAUUGCUGAAGAAGGACAUCCAGGACUUGCUGAAGGAUGCAAUAGUCAAAGAACGUCGCCACGAAGACAACACUUCCGUCAGCAUACAUCUGCAGAAUCUCCCGUAUUUCUACGAGGGACGUGAACACAGGAUGAUGAGUCUGGCUGAAGCUUCGGAGGAUACGGAGCUGAAGCAAGAGCGUGGCGCCUUUUUGUUCCCUCACCUCAACGAUUCGUACUUCCAGAUGCUAUUCAAUAAAACCCAAGUUCUUCUGCUUCGAAAUGAGCUUUCCCUUGAUUUUCUGGUCAUCUUGAAGCGCUACAUCAAUCUGCUGCUCAAGGACGAUGAAAAUCCCAUGGAGGACCAGUAUGUGCUUGAGUUGCAAAAUGAAUUAGACAAAGGUUUGGUCCUCACACCUCGUAUUUUUGAUCUUUUAGAUGUCUUUCUCUCAAAUCCGUCCAAUCCACUAAUGCUGCUGGCCCAGCUUGAGCAGAGGAAGCGAAAGAUGACACUCGAAUCAGUCUUCACGAGAUGGAAACUCUUGACUAAGGUCGAUUUGAACCUGAUGCAGCUCAGCUUAGUGUGGAAUGGCUAUAUUGAAAGAAAAUACCUAAAGGUUUGGCAGCAUAAAAUGGUUUUGAAAUGCAGAGAGUCUCAAACGGAAGCUGAUUGUCUAUUAAACUUUAAAGGCAAGUCCAAUUCUUUUGAUAUGUGGAUCAAGCGCACUGACGCUCAGAAAGUAAAACAAGAUCUCGCCGAUGUCUUUUUUCUUCAAAAGUAUUUGACGAUUCUUAAAGAAGAAUCGAUGGAUCGAAUCAGCAGCAUCAACUCCGCAGACCUAAAAUUUCGCAAGACAUAUUUGCGACGCGCGUUCUCGUCGUUGAAGUUACGCAGCCGCCAGAGACUUUUCGAGCAGCGCGAGGCUUCAAAUGUGAAGAAAUUGUAUUUCGAGCGAUUAGCUUACAAAUUUCAGCGUUUGGGUUCAUUGUCCGAUAAAGCGAUGCUUCUCGCCGAGCACCUUAUACUGACUCCCUUCGUGAAUAUCUGGAAAGCGCGGCUUGCCGAAAAGAGUUUGAAAAUGAGAGAGCUAGCCGAGUUAGAGACGCUGUUUCGAGAUAAAAUGGCCUUGAAAGUUGUCAGAGACGUUAUGGAAUGGAAGGAUCGCGAAAACCAUGCGAUACUAUGUCUCAACGCCAUCGUUUUGCGCCAUGUACUUCGAAAUGUAUGGUUAAAAAGGAUUGAAGAAAGGCAAGCGCUUCACGCCUAUCGCUCACAGCGUGGAUUUGUUACUAUGAAGAAACUGUUCAUGGCAUGGAGAGAACAGGUCCGACAUACAUCCGAAGCUUUCUCUGUCUACGAAAGAGGUGUUGUAAACAGAAGUUUUCAUCUUUUGAUUAGAACGGCUCUAAUGAUGCGUCUUAAACGGAGGAGCCAGGAAAAACUUCUCAGAGAGCUAUUUCUGCGAUGGUGUGAGGUGACUAAGUUUGAGUUGAUGGUGGCUGAGUUCCAUCAAAAGCUAUUAAAGAGAUUUUGGAGUCGCAAAUUGAGGGGGAGGUACCGGUCGUUAAUCGAUCUCUCUCUGAUCACAGUUAAAUGCCGAGACUCUCUUCUUGUCAGGGAAAAAUUCGGAAAAUGGUCUAGUUCAGUGCACAAAGCGGACCAAUUGAGCAAGAAAGCUGACCUUUUCCGGAGAGUCACGACAAUUGCAAAACUCAAAAAGGUCUUGUUGCAUAGCGAGCGACUGGAAGCUAUGAGUCGAUCUUACAAGUCUCAAAGUGACAGCAAACACAAAAAGAAGUUCAUGUCAAUCUGGUUGUCCAGCAUGAGAAUUCAGUUACGACUCAAACAAGAAAUAAUAUUGGACCAAUAUCUGACGCUGAAAGAGAAUUCAUUAGCUAGAUCCUUUAUGGCAAUUUGGACUUCGCGGUUUCAGUAUCUGUCAUUAACAUGCACCAGAUUAGCUGAUGAUCAAAGAUUUCAUGUCGUGACGACAAGCUUUUUUCAAAAGGCGUUUGAUAGGAUUCAGUUACACGAGAAUUGGAGACUUGUCGCCGUUAAACUGCAUAAUCAGUCCACCUUGUCCAAUACUUUUGAAAACAUAAAGCUAAAAAUCGGUCAGGUUUCAGCGAUGCAACACGACCUUGUCCGACUGAGAAGUGAGCGGGAACUCUCUUUUUUAAUGAACUGCAUGAACUUAUGGACCAUGAAACAAUUAAAGUGCUCCCGAAAUAGUGAGACGGUGGAGAUCUUUAAAAACAGAUGGAACAGAGCCAGCUUGAGAGCGAUUCUUCUGCUGUGGAGAGAAAAAACAGCUUCGGGAACCACUCGACAGUCCGAUUUGGCUGCUCAAACGUAUGACGAGCGGCCUGAUCAAGAUGAGAGAGGUCUUAUAACCCCAACUCGAAUAAAAACUAGCGGUCGAAUUACAAUUCCUGGGUCAGAGAAAAUGAAACAGAAUCGAAUGGAGGCCAUGAAAAACCACUAUAGGCGAGCUCGCAAGGCAAUUCCUAGUCCAAUAAGAUUUUCUGAGAAGCUGGACACCGUAACUAAACGACGACUGGAGACAAACGCUACAGAUUUAGAGCAAAGAGGGAUCCCACCUCCACCGAAGAUGGACUUGGAAAAGAUUAACAAGAAGUUGGCGUCCAGGAAGCCAACUAUAAGUUUCAAAAGCAUCCCAGAGGCUAAAUUGAGCCCUGCAACAUCGCCUCGGAAUUUAUACGCUCCAGUUAUUGAUCGCUCUCUCCUAUCACAGCACAAUGUAGAUCUAGAUCGUUCGCCUAGCAUAAGGUAG